Callithrix jacchus (white-tufted-ear marmoset) is the source of this 1847-nucleotide messenger RNA. The record is from RefSeq and is a predicted model, not a curated record. NCBI's taxonomy places the organism in Eukaryota, Metazoa, Chordata, Mammalia, Primates, Cebidae.
CCUGUUCUCAGGUGGAUCCUCUGAAGGCCAUGGAAUCCUCCACAGGGUCCAGGAUGCCUUUGCUCAAAUACUGCAGUGUGGCCACGAGCCUCAAGGCCCCUGGCUGGGACAGUGCUGCUCCACCCUGGGACCUCUCCUUCACCUACCCUGUUGCCCUCCAAGCGCCCUGGCUCACCGGGCACAAGCCCCUUGCAAGCUACGCCUCUUCUUGCCCGUGUCUCCACAUUGCCAACCCAGCAUGUGAGGGGCCUGGCUGGCUGGGAAGAGCUGGAGAUGCUGCCAACACAUGGGUCCUGGCAAGAAGGGAAGCAGACAGCUUUUACUACAGGGCUCAAAUAAAGGCUGCUCCCGAGCUGGAGAGGCAGGGCGCCCUACUUGUGGAAUUUGAGGCUCCUCUUGUCGCAGGCCCAAAGCUGCCAGCCCAGCAGCAGAGCGUGGUCUUAGAAGAGAAUGUCAUUCCACUCUCACCAUCUGUAGGAUACUCACUGAGACCAGGGGACACAGUGCUGGCACUCUGGGAGCCAGGCCGACAGCAGUAUGGCCCUGGCACUGUUCUUUUGGGCUUGGAGACCAGAGGUCCCCAGAGAGCAUCAAAGGGAGAAGAAAUCACUGUUUAUUUCUGGAAUGGCAAAACCGCUAAAGUGCCCAUAGGUGGGGUCCAGUGGGUGUCCCCGGCCAUCUGGAAGAAGGCUGUGGAGAGGCUGCACAAGCCUUUCACCAGGGAGCACCCCAGGCCCCUCCACUGGGCCCCUUGCUGCUCUGUGCUGGGGCCAGUCACUGGGUGCCUGACCAGCGAGCUUCCUCCAGGCACUCCAUUCCUGCAACCUCUCUGCCACCCUCAUGCCUGCUGCCAGCUGCUGUGCCAGGCCGGCCUCUGUGGCUGCCCCUCAUGUGGCACCACCUGGUGGCCUCUAACUGGGACCUCAGAAGUCACAGCCAAAGAACUUCCAGAGUUGGAGGUGGAGCCCACAGCACAGCUUUUGCCCCUGGAAGGUCCUAAAGAGGAGAAAGUAGCAAGGCACACUCCUCUGGCUGUUUCUUCCUCCUCGUCCUCCUCCCAUGAACAAGAUGAUGUGGAGAAUUAUCUGGAGAUGGGCCCUCCCCAGAGACUGAUGGUGAACAGUGCAGUCAACACAGAUCCUAUCCUUCUUGAGACACCUCUGAGGCAGAGUGGCCUCUGUCGGCCUGGAUGGAAGUACUGGAGGAGAAAUGGGCCUGAGCCGCACCCUGGGAAGCCAGGACCAAGAUAUUCCAGCAUCUGGAAAGAAGAAAAGGAUCACAAGCAGCAGAGAGUACAAACCGUAGUACUGGGGACUACCAGGGAGCUGGUCUCGAAAGCAACCAACACGAAGCCACCGCAGACCCUGCCAGGCAAAGCUGAACAUCGAAGGUGGAGUCAGAGCCCUGCAAUAUGUCAGUGGAACAAGAAUUCUCCUUAGACUAAGAGCGCUGAGGAUCUAGGUAAAGAAUAAAGACAGUAAAUACUUGAGGACAGUUAUACAGAGUGGCCAAGGCCUUCUUCAAGGGAAGGAGGCAGAGGACAGGACACAGUAAUAGUCAAAUAACCAGCAGCAUCUCUACCCCAUGAAGACCUCCCUACAGAUGAGCAGCAGGAAGGCACCUGCUGUGAGGGGCACAGGAGUGUGGGGGCCCUGCCCUGGGGCUUCCUGCCAGGGCCCUGGUGAGGCUGCUUUAAGAUGCCUCUUCCAUGGAAGAGGGGGUCAGCCUACUUUGGGCAAAUGUGUCCAGAGCUACUCUGCCACUUUUCCAUAAAGCCUACAGUUGUACAUGAGUGACAUUUUGUAUUACCUUUUAAUAACAAUAAAAAUGAAUUUGAAUUCUCUUCA